UUCGAUGUAAACUGUCUGUUAACCAGUCACCGCUAUUUUGCAGAGCGAAGAAGACGCUGGAGUUGUUGUUGCCAUCGCUGCCAGUUGUACGAGCUAGCAUGUAGUGACCUGUAGCCUCCUUUUUCUGUAUUUGCAAUAUGAAGAAUGGAAGAAGACGAUGUUACUAUUAGAGAGCAGAAUUUCCACAGCCAAGUUCGAGAGUACAUCAUUUGCUUCCUCCUGUUUGCAGUCCUCUACAUCGUGUCCUACUGCAUCAUAACCAGAUACAAGAGGAAGAGUGAUGACCACGAGGACGAGGAUGCUGUUGUCAACAGAAUAUCAUUAUACUUGUGCACCUUCACCCUGGCAGUGUCGGGUGGUGCCGUCUUCCUACUGCCUUUCUCAAUCAUCAGUAACGAGAUCCUCCUCUCCUUCCCCAAAAACUAUUACAUUCAGUGGCUCAAUGGCUCCCUCAUCCACGGUCUGUGGAACCUGGUGUCACUGUUCUCCAACCUUUGCCUCUUCGUCCUGAUGCCCUUUGCGUAUUUCUUCCUGGAGUCUGAGGGUUUUGCGGGAUCCAAAAAGGGCAUUAGGGCGCGUAUUCUCGAGACCUUUGUGAUGCUCUUCCUGCUGGCUUUGCUCAUCCUGGGUAUCGUGUGGGUGGCAUCAGCGCUAAUUGACAAUGAUGCAGCCAGUAUGGAGUCACUCUACGAUCUUUGGGAAUUUUACUUACCAUACCUCUACUCCUGCAUAUCUCUGAUGGGAGGACUGCUUUUACUCAUGUGUACUCCUGUGGGACUGUCCAGGAUGUUCACCAUCAUGGGCCAGUUACUGGUGAAGCCAACAAUCCUGGAGGACCUGGAUGAGCAGAUUUACUGCAUCCAUUUGCAGGAGGAAGCCCUUCAGAGGAGAUUAAACGGAUUGUCCUCACACACUUAUCCCCGAGGAAGCUUUACUCACCAGCUCAACAAAGAACUGGACAACAUUCGAAAUCAGAGGAAUAAAUUGGAGAGAAGAAAGAAAGCAUCAGGUUGGGAGAAGAACUUGUUGUAUCCCAUAGUGAUGCUGAUCCUGCUCGCAGGAACGACAAUCUCAGUUCUCAUGGUGGCAUUGAAUAUCCUCUACCUUUUAGUGGAUGAAACUGCCAUGCCCAAGGGAUCCACGGACCGAGGCAUUGGGAACACCUCUCUGUCCACAUUUGGUGUGGCUCAGGCAGUGCUGGAGAUCAUCCUCAUGUUCUACUUGAUGGUGUCCUCUGUCGUUGGUUUCUACAGCCUGCGAGUCUUUGAGGGACUCACUCCCAAGAGCGAUGACACAACCAUGACAACGAUCAUUGGUUGCUGUGUGUCCAUCUUGGUCCUCAGUUCAGCACUGCCAGUGAUGUCCAGAACUCUUGGUAUUACCAGGUUUGAUCUCUUGGGAGACUUUGGGAGAUUUAAUUGGCUGGGAAACUUUUACAUUGUCCUUUCAUACAACAUGCUGUUUGCGGUUGUGACAACUCUCUGUCUUGUGAGAAAAUUCACCUCAGCGGUACGGGAGGAGCUUCUAAAGGCCUUAGGUCUGGAUAAAUUGCAACUGUCAAACAGCCCCACGGACCCUGAAUCUGGGAAGCUCUCGGCCAACGGGCAUCAGAAAACUCUGUGAAAGGGACGAUAGAUCAACACACAGACACACGUACACACACAUAGACACACACACACCUUAGCACAGCCAAAGGGAGAUUUCGACAGUACUGCCUGACUGCUGAAAGGUGAAAGGGAUUGGAAGGAACUUAAUAAACCCAGGCAGUGUCUGACGGAUGCCGCAAAUGGAGGCUGAGAGCAAUUUAGCUUCGUGACAUUCCAUCCUCUGCGUCUCGGAUGGAAGCUGGGACAGAGCCAGGGAUGAGACUGAGGAGUGAAAUAGACUGGCAUCACUGCAGUGACCUUGAUGUUGACCUCAACCGCGACUGUGACUUUAAACCACCCAUCUCUUGCUUCAGGGGCACUCCCCAACCCCCCAGCAUCCCUACCUGUUUUUCUUCUACAAUCUCCUUACCACUGCACUAGACAAAAUCAAGAGGGUAUAGCAGGUUUAACUAUGUCUUUUUUCUAAGUCUUACAUCUAACUAAGAGGCAAAGGGUUCUUUUCCAUCACCCUGCUCCUCCCCUUUACUCAGUAUAAUAAAUAGACCACCACAAUUCCUUUAGACUCAUUUUUUUAAUGUCGAUAUGUCCAUGGUAAUCGGUGUCAGUGAUACACAGAGCAUUUGCAGUUUGUGGUCUCUAAUGAUUGGUCUUUGAUUGAUAUGUGAACUGAUACAGGCAUGAUAAGGUAUCAUUUUUUUAUUUGUUUAAGCUCAAAAUGUGAAAACAAGAAAAUGUGCUUUGUGAAGCAUGAAAGAAGUCAGUUAUUCACUCAUCACAGCCAGUACAUAAACCUGCGCGGCAUCAAUACAACUCACAUUAUAUGCAUCGGCACUGUCUUCCCUGAUGGGCCUCAGAUUUUAGCACCCGUGCUGUCAUUUGUCUUUUUUAUUUGGCUUUACUCAAGUGCGCUUUAACUUUAUCGAUGAUGUCAUUAGUUUGUAUGAAGUAGGGUAAGAACAUUUUUUUAGGUGCUCUAGAUUAGACUUGAGCUACUCUGCAAAUGGGAAACUUAAUGGGAGUUGUGUCUACUUCGGUUCCAAAGAGCAGAAUGCUUUAGUGUAUUUGGAGCUGACUCUGGUUGUAUUUCCUGAAAUUUUAUUAUGCACAUGGUAAGAAAAUGUCAUCACAUUUUUGCUCAUCCCAAAAAAAAAUUAAGAAUUUAAAUUCACAGGGCACAGAAAAAAAUUGUCAGUUGUUUUUGUAAAUGUUGUAUUUACAUGUACAUAUUAUGUUGUGUUUCAUACCUCUUUUGCAUUAUUUGGAUGUAAAUAUUUGGGCUCUCGUUGAGCCCACUGAGGGUCUGACUCACUAAGCAAUCUGUAUUUUGUUGUACUUUUUUUUUUUUU
This is a messenger RNA of Epinephelus fuscoguttatus (brown-marbled grouper), 2953 nucleotides long. RefSeq names its product limb development membrane protein 1 (gene lmbr1). Gene Ontology annotation, molecular function: transmembrane signaling receptor activity. The transcript is spliced from 17 exons. The coding region runs from base 145 to 1623 and encodes 492 amino acids. Gene Ontology annotation, biological process: signal transduction. The record is from RefSeq and is a predicted model, not a curated record. NCBI's taxonomy places the organism in Eukaryota, Metazoa, Chordata, Actinopteri, Perciformes, Serranidae.